Molecule: messenger RNA, 1996 nt
Organism: Vitis riparia (riverbank grape)
Lineage: Eukaryota; Viridiplantae; Streptophyta; Magnoliopsida; Vitales; Vitaceae
Exons: 4
Coding region: 454-1740 (428 amino acids)
Source: RefSeq, a predicted model, not a curated record
CCUUUUCGUUUUCGGAGUUUUUCUUCUAUAUUAGGUUUAGGAUCUUAUUGAAUUUGGGUUCCGUUUGGCUACCCUGAAAAUGCAAGAAAGUGCAGGAAAGUUUCUACUUUGAACUAAUUUAAUAUUUUCCUUGCACUAUCCAGCAAGGAAAUAAAAAGCAUGGGAAAGUAUUAAUUUUCAGAGAAGAAAGAGGAUUUUCUUGCAUUUGUCCCGAAAUGUUUUCCUCUAAAUUUCAGUGGAAGCUCAAAUUACUCAUUUUCCUUCUUUAAUUUCUCGGUAGACGAGCGGAGGCCUUGCGAGGAAACCUGUGCAGCAGUUCUAUACCCGACUUGUAAUUAGGGUUUGUCUCUCGUUCUCAGAUAUUUUCGUGGGAGAGUUUCUAUUUGAAAGAAUCAAAGUGUUACUCCAUCUUUCUUAGUUUGGUGAAUAGAAAAGUUGAAGUUGUUAUUCAAAAUGGAUGCAAAAGCUUUAGCGAAGUCGAAGAGAGCUCAUUCUCAGCACCAUAGUAAAAGGCCUCAUUCAAAUCAAACAUCGAAAGCUCCCUUAGCGGGCAAUGUGGGUGCUGGAAAUGCAAAGAAGCAACCGGGGAAGCAAAUUAGAGAGAAACCCCAUCAAUCCAUGGGUUUAUCUCGGCUGCCCUCGAAUUGGGAUCGAUAUGAGGAAGAAUUUGAUUCGGGCUCAGAGGGCCCAUCAAUUAAUAGUGCGAAUCAAGCCAAUGAUGUUAUUGUGCCCAAGAGUAAAGGGGCAGACUAUGGUGAACUGAUUUCUGAAGCCAUAUCCCAGUCUCGGUCGAAUCCUUAUUUUGAUGGCUUUGCUUCUCUGGAUGAUGUUGUGCCUGACUUCAAUCAGAGAGUAGGCUCUUUGCUAUCUGUUAGAGGACAAGGCAUUCUAUCAUGGAUUGGGGACAAUAAUUUUAUUGUGGAGGACAGAGCAACCACAAGUCAUGAGGCACCAUUUCUCUCCCUGAAUCUGCAUUCUCUUGCAGAACAACUCACAAAAGUAGAUCUAUCACAGAGGCUCUUUGUUGAAGAGGAUCUUUUGUCACCAGAGCUGAUGUCAGUGAGCUCUGAGGGAGUAAAAGUGAGCAGCAAUCAAGAAGCCAACCAAAUGCAGAGAACUAGCAAAGGAGUCAAAAUAAUAGUCGAUGAAUCGGCUGCCUGUAGCUUUCCUGAGAAAGAUAAGAUUGUGGACAAAAACAAGGAGGUAAUGUCAUCUGACACCACUAGAAUUCGAAAUCCAGUUAUAAGCUCUCCUAAUCAAAGCGCAAAGUCGGAGAACCAAGUUAAGGAUAAAGAGUUUGGCAGAGCUGCCCAAACCGGAGAUCUGGAGCUUGCAGCACAAAUAAAUAAGGUUUCUGUCUCAGACCCUGAGAAAAAACAGUCAGUAUUUGAGGCAGCAGCUGCAGAAGCCGAGCUGGAUAUGCUUCUUGACUCAUUUAAUGAAACAAACAAAUUUGAUUCGUUGGGCUUCAAGGAGAAGUCUAGUAAUGCUCUUCCUGUUUUCCAACAAAAGCCUUCUAUGACUCCACCACAACUUUCAAGAAAAGUUGUUACUGCCAAUCUUGAUGAUGCCCUUGAUGACCUACUCGAAGAAACAUCCAAUUUGAUGGACCAAAAUGGUACAAACCCGCCUCAACAAGCCAAACCCACAUCUCCUGGCAUCCAGUGUUCUUCUUCCUCUCAUUCUGGUCAGGGUUCUAAAGUUUUGGAUGAUUUUGAUUCAUGGCUAGAUACAAUUUGACUGUGAAACCAAAAAAAUAUUCGGCAUUAUCCAACUCUGCUGUGCUGUAUCGAAUGAUGUUGCUUCUGUGUGUUUUAGGAGAUCGAGAAUUGUUUAAAAGGCCAAGCCUCGAGUCUGCUCCAGGGCAGUCUAAUGUAGUUCCUAAUGUAACUCAUGAAUCAUUGUACAAAACACUACUGAGUUUCAACCUUAUACUCUUCCUUUUGUAAAAUUUCUUUUAUAGCAGCUCAAAGAAUUGGAUUGAAAUUAAUGACUA